AAAAGUCAUCAUUACAUAAACAUACCUAUACUACAGAAACUAUAAUGAAAAAUGGGAAAUAUAUUUUGACUAUCGCAUUUUAUUCUCGCACUCUUUUACCAGUGAUUUUCGGCAUAACAACAUUAUUGCCCACCGUUCAAAAUUUAUUUUGACUAACAAAAUACGAUUACGAAAUUUCGCUGACAUUGAGUUUUGAGACGAGAGUCAUUUAAUUUGAAGUGGAAAAAUGUCUGCAAAUCGAAUUCAGGCAUGGGGCGAUGGUGUAUCUCACGGAUUUGCUGGUCAGCCAUCCACUUUCAUGUUGAAUCCGAGCGGAUUAAGUCUAUCAGGAAUUACAUUUGAGAUUAUAGGACCGACUCGUCCAGAGUUUUUUGUUGAUUAUCUAUCGGGUGGACUGAUUGCAGUCAGUUAUGUGCCAACAUUUCCAGGUUUGUACAAAAUUCACAUUCGAUUCUUUGGCCGAGACGCACCAGGAUCUCCAUUUCCGGUCGAAGUUCUCGGUGAUGCGCAGUCGAAACAGGAUAUGGUGCGUGACGUAAUACAAAAUGUUAAAAUUUCCGGAUCGGCUGCGACUACUGGUAAACCUUUAAUUACCAAUCAAUUUUUGCUCGAUCCACGAAAUGCCAUCGUCGCUGGCAAUUUAAGUGCUCAUAUGCGAGGGCCUGGUCACAUCGAGGUCGAUUUUAAAGAGAAUUUGGACGGAACCAUCCAUGUGCAAUAUAAGCCGGAAAACAGUGGUGUGUACAAAUUGAAUCUUAAGUUUGGUGAUGUGCCAGUUCAAGGCAGUCCGUUCACCAUUAAUGUGGUUUAAGCCGUCCCGGCCUUUCAACAACGUGUUGUAUUAAUUUGAAUGGAAAAUAAAAUAUUUUUGUGAUUUCUGUGAAUG
This is a messenger RNA of Bradysia coprophila, 886 nucleotides long. Its product is annotated as filamin-A-like. NCBI's taxonomy places the organism in Eukaryota, Metazoa, Arthropoda, Insecta, Diptera, Sciaridae. The record is from RefSeq and is a predicted model, not a curated record. Gene Ontology annotation, biological process: actin cytoskeleton organization. Gene Ontology annotation, molecular function: actin filament binding.